This is a messenger RNA of Mytilus californianus (California mussel), 5612 nucleotides long. RefSeq names its product proton-coupled folate transporter-like. The record is from RefSeq and is a predicted model, not a curated record. Gene Ontology annotation, molecular function: transmembrane transporter activity. NCBI's taxonomy places the organism in Eukaryota, Metazoa, Mollusca, Bivalvia, Mytilida, Mytilidae. The transcript is spliced from 5 exons. Gene Ontology annotation, cellular component: membrane. Bases 82 to 1509 code for a protein of 475 amino acids. Gene Ontology annotation, biological process: transmembrane transport.
UUGUCACGCGGUACUUCCUCAUGAGAUAUGCCUUUCUUGCGGAAGUAUUUUACAUUGAUAACGAUUUACAGAUAAGUAAAGAUGGCAACAGACGACGCCACCACUCCUUUGUUAAACCCUUCAGCUAGAGGAACAAAGCGUUUCCAGCUAUCAAAAUGGACGCCGAUAGAAGUCUUAGUCGUGCUAUAUUUUCUUGCUGCAAGUUGUAUUCUGCCAGUUCAGCAAUACUAUGCAAUCACAGUGAUAGCAGAAAAACAUAAUGUUUCCAAUUUUAUAAACCACGAGGAGAAAAAAUGUCACAGUCCUAGUACUAAUUCGUCAAAUAAUGAGAAAACUGUAGUUGAUGAAAUCGAAGAGGAAUCUUCACAAUUUUUAAUGUAUCUUGGAUUUUGUAGUACAUUUUUAUCGGUAAUUCCAAUUGUAUGUCUAGGAUCGAUUUCGGAUCGACUAGGGAGAAAAUUUGUACUGUGCUUUUGUUUAGCUGGUUUAUUACUAAAAGAGAUACUUUACAUUAUAGUUAUACAUUUUCAUUUAUCUUUAUAUAUUUUGUAUCUUGCACAAGUGAUUGAAGGCCUUACUGGUGGCUUUGGAGGCAUGCUGAUGGCACUGUUUGGAAUGACUGCCGAUGUAACGGAACCUGGUAAAAAUAGGGCAUUUAGGUUGUCUGUCGUAGAAGGUACUGCAGCAAUCACCUAUUCCCUCGCAACACUUGGAAUGGGCUACUGGAUUAAAUACGGAGAAUUCUACUUUCCUAUGAUAUUUAUUUGUGUUGUUACUAUACUUACAAUAGCUUUCUGUGUUUUAUGUAUUCCAGAAACGUCACCAAUGCAGGGUCGCAACGAAACCUUCGGUCUUGUAUAUUUUUUCAAAUGCUACCGUUUUUAUGUUUUACCUAGUCCGGAAGGGAGACGACGGAAGUUAACAGCAUCGGUAUUUAUCCUGGCCCUCUCCGGUGCUGCUAUACUGGGGAGAUCAAGUACGCUAACACUUUAUCUACUUAAAUCACCAAUAUGUUGGACUGAGGUCAAAGUUCAAAUUUUUACGUCAGUUCAGACAUUCACGAACUGGGUUGCAGCCAUGAUUGUAGUUCGUAUUUUACAUGUAUUCACUCAAGACUAUGUAAUUUUAGUGAUUGGAACUCUCUCUGCAGCAUCUGCCAGUCUCCUUCUUGCAUUUGCGACAAAAGGCUGGCUUGUUUAUUUGUUUGUUAUUGUUGGUAUAUGUUCAGCUGCCGUAUUUCCGACGGUUAGAGCUAUGAUGUCACGUCAAUGUACAGCAGCCGAACAAGGAUCGUUAUUUGCCAGUGUAGCUAGUGUAGAGUUAUUGUUCACUGCCUUUGCACAAUUAACGUAUGGUGGAGUAUACAAAGCCUCGGUUUCAUUUUAUCCUGGGUUGGUGUUCCUGAUAAUGGGAGGAGUUCUAUUCCUAGUUCUAUUAAUCUCUAUAACACUAUUUAGAUGGAUGAGAAAAGAAAAUUUAAAUAUACAGACGUGGCAAGUUAUAAACUAAUGAAAAAGGAGAAGUCAGCUUUACAUCAGCACGUCACAAAUACUGUUUUUAAUGUUUAAAAGUAUUAUUUUUUCCCCUUAAUCAAGUAAUAUUGUGUAUUUGUAUUGUAACUAGAUUCUGUCAACAAAAAGGGCAUGGUUUAUUUUAAUUAGUUCUACGAAUUAAUCAUUGUGGCCUGUUUACAUUUUUUUUACAAAUAUUCAGAUAGAAGUAGAAUAUUUGUUUUGUUGUCGAUACCCAGUUCACUUAUUAAUAUUUGUUUUAUCUACUACAAAUGUAUGAGACUGCGAUUUAAAACCUUUUUUAAGCAGAUAUGUUAAAACAAUUUGUUUAUCCUAGUCACACGGUGACAAAUGAUUUUAAUCACAACUAUGUCACAGUAUAGUUUACAAUUCAGUGCUUUUAGAUAUAUAACUCAAUGCUCACAAAUCCAUAUAUGACACAUUUAUAUAAUUCAUCAGCUGAAGUAUAGUUGAACUGGUUUAUGUUUGUGCAAAGGGACAUUUUUGUAAAUUUUAAUAUUAAACGAAAAAAAACAUUCAUGAGUAUAAAUUGUGUUUUAAAUGUAACUUUACUAUAAGGAACUAUAAACUACUAUAUUCAUUUAGAAAAAUCCGUUGCAAUUAUUUACACCUACUAAAAUGUUCCUUCAUUAUAAAUUACUGUAAAAUUGUCAUGACCAACAUCACGAUACACUUGUGAACAUGAGCAACACGAUGGGUGCCACAUGUUUAGCAGGUUGCUUAGUCUUUAGUUUUCUAUGUUGUGUCAUCUGUACUAUUAUUUGUCUGUUUGUCUUUUUAUUUUUUGCCAUGGCGUUGUCAGUUUGUUUUCGAUCUAUGAGUUUGACUGUCCCUCUGGUAUCUUUCGUCCCUCUUUUAAGUAUGCCUACCCUUCCGGAGCACCUUAUAUCACCCCUGGAUAUUGGUGGGUUCGUGUUGCUCAGUCUUUAGUUUUCUUUGGUGUGUUUUGUAUACUGUUUGUCUUUUGGUCGUUUUUCGUUUUUUGCCAUGGCAUUGUCAGUUUGUUUUUGACUAAUAAAUUUGAAUAUCCCUUUGGUAUCUUUUGCCUCUCUUGUGAAAACUGAUAUGAUACACUGCCUACUUGAAAUUGUUGUUGGUUUUUUAAAGUUUUCUUUUCCCGAUCUAUAUUUCCUUAAUGUCAAAUCCAUUAUUUGUGUUUAGCUUGGAAUAAUCUUGGAAAAUGAAUUGCCACAAUCUGAUUAAGAAAUUUGGUUCUAUAGAUUACACGAGUUAGACGAAUAGCCUUAACAUAAUUUGAAAGUUAUUCUUACAAUUUUGUUGUUGUAUAGAGAAGUCACUGCCAUCAGAGAAAGAGAGAUUAAAAUGGUCAAUCUUGCCCCAAUUUUUUUUAUUUUUAGAAAACUGAUUUGGUCCUGCAUUAGAUCAACACUUGUCAAAAAAUAUUUUGAAAUGUUUUAUAUGUAUUUUAUUUACGUCUGUUGAUGUUCAUUGUUGAUGUGUAUGUAUUAAUUUAUAAUAAUUAAAUAAGGUGCUUUUUGUUUGAUUAAGUCUUUUUUAAAUACCACAAACAUUUUUUGCUGAAAUUUUUAUAGAUCUGUUUUUGUUUGUUGUACAAUCUCUAUUAAUAUUUGAACACUCAAGUAGUAUUAUAUUUAUGGGGAAUACUCCAGUUGAUAUAAAAUGUUUCUUAUUAUAAUGUUGUUCCUUUAAAUAGGUGCUAUGAUAUUAAACAUAUUUCUUCAAAUGACAAAAUACUGACUAUUCGAUUGCCAAGAGGGAUUUUAUACAGAAAAUACAAAUGUAGGGGCAUGAGAUAAACUUUUCAUAUAAUUAUUAUUGUUAACGCUUACUUCAAGCAUAUGCAUGUUAUUGCCCUGGAUUAUUACAGAUUAUCUGAGUUGUACGAAUAGCCUCAAUAUCCUUUGAAACUUGCUCUUACAAUUUUAGUUGCGAAGAGUCAACACUGCCAUCAAAGAUCAUAUGACAAAGACAGGGUUACUAAAAAGAUCAUAAAUCUUGUCCAAAUUUGAAGUUAUUCAAAGAAAACUCACUCGGUCAUGCAUUAAAUCAACACUGUCGAAAUAUUACUAUUUGGAAGUUAUAUAUGUAUUUUUUUCAAUUGUGAAAUUAUAUUCACUAUAUUGUUUUUUUUUAUGUUAACUUAUUUAUAAUUAUAUAGAGUGCUUGUUGUUUGAUUAAUGUUAAUAAUGUAACUGAUAUAUUUUUACUAAAAUUUUUAAGGUCUGUGUUUGUUUGUUGUAAUCUUUGAUAUUUUAACAUGCAAUGAGUCUUAUAUUUAUGGUUAAUACUGCUGAUUAUAUAAAUGGAUACUUAUUUGUAUGUUCCUUUAAAAAGUUCUUAUGAUAUUGAAAAUAUUUCUUCAAAUGACAAACUACUGACUUUUCGAUUACCAUGAGGGAUUUUAUACAUUUAAUACAGAAAAUACUAAUAUAGAUGUCCAGUGGAAGAUACACUUACCAUAAAUCUAAUCAUUGUUUACUCUUUCGUUUCUUUUUAUUUAUAAAAGUUAUUGCCCUUGAAUAUUGCAAAAUAGUAGAUAUAGAGAUAAAAAAAAUCUUGUUCAAAAUGUAGUCAUGUAAAUUAACAGUCAAUUGUAGAGUUAUUCAAACGUUCUGAAAAUGGUCUGAUAUCGGAUUUUAAAUGAUGAAUUGUUUUUGAGUCAUUUAUAAGUUUUUUACUUACACCAAAAUAUUCAGUUGUUUACAUAAGUCUUUUACUUACACCAAAAAUUAAGGUAACAUUAUAUAUGAUGAAUGUUUGAAAAUAUAAACGCUUUUAUUUGUCUACAAAAUGAUGUAAAAUCACUUCAUCCUCUACUUAAUGCAGUUUAUGUUUUCAAUACCAGUGACUUUUCUAAAUUGAAGUUUUUGUUUUAGAUACAAUAUUCUAAAACUCUCCAUUUCUCAUGAUAUAUGCCUAAUUCAAAUUAUCAUUUUGUUACCCUAAAGCUAAAUAAUUUAAGUCCUUUAAUUUGCAAUGUAGGUGUAGUCUUUUUUUUUUUAACAUACUUAAUCGAAAUUUGUUUUUAAUAUUAAUUAAUAUUCAUAAUAUGUGAACAAUUUAUUCUUUUAUUUUAGGAUUAGAAAGGUUUUUAAUAUAUUUUGAUAUUUAUUUUAAUUGAUAGAUCUGCCGCAAAUGCAAUGUUAUAAAGCCUAUGUAUUAUAAUAAAAGGAUGUCGCUUUCCAACUUAUUUUAUCACAUCUAAAAUUGACCAUUUAUACUAAUAUUAUUCGAGUAAUAAUUUUGAUCUGCUAAUGCAUAAAAAAUGUAUGCAUUUAAUAACUUGAUUUUUUAAAUUAUGUUUUGUUAAUGUUUUUCGUAAUUACAAUAUGUUGUAAUAAAAUGUUUUACUUAUUUACUUUACAAAUAAGAAAAGGCAUCGCAGUAGACUAGAAACUAAAAAAAAAUGUUAAUGGUUAGCAUUAGCGUUGUAGAAAUGCAUUUUAGUGGUUAUAAAGAUGAGUUUUAUUGUGUGUGUUUUUUUUUAAAGUUGUUUGUUUUUUUAUUUUUAAAUAUUUUUGGAGUAUUUCUUUAUACAUGAAACUAUUUUGUGAAAAACUUGCAUUGAAUUAUGAAAAUUAUUUAAAAUCCAGAAAGAUAAUGCAAGUAUUUUAGAAAUGCAUUUUAGUAGUUAAAAAGUUUUUUUAUUGCUUGUUUCAAUUUAUUUGUUUGUUUUUUGUUUGUUUGUUUGUUUGUUCUUUUAUAUUAUUGGGAUAUUUGUUUGUUUGUACUUGAAUAAUUUUGUGAAGAAUCUGUAUUGAAUUAUGAUUAAAAAUCGAAAAAAAAAGAAAUAGUUGAAUGUGUAUCAUGUCAUGAUUAAAGUAUUUUUAUGAAUUCAGGGAUUGUUUGUUGUGGACAAAAACGUAAUGUCGACAUUUCUUUUAUAUAUUUCGUUCGUAGGGUCAAACUCGGAAAGAUGUUGAAUCUAACUUGAAUUUUUAUGUACCAGAGAUCAUAGAGCAUACCAUCACACGUGAAAUAGCUCAAUAUAUUUUUUUUGUUUACUGGCUUAAAAAAAUACGGAUAUUGUUUCAUUGAAUUUUCUGUUAUAAAAUUUAGAAAAUAAUUUGAAAGUAAGAAAUGUAUCAACCUCAUACA